Molecule: messenger RNA, 838 nt
Organism: Solenopsis invicta (red fire ant)
Lineage: Eukaryota; Metazoa; Arthropoda; Insecta; Hymenoptera; Formicidae
Product: soluble lamin-associated protein of 75 kDa
Exons: 4
Coding region: 129-803 (224 amino acids)
Molecular function (GO): acyltransferase activity, transferring groups other than amino-acyl groups
Source: RefSeq, a predicted model, not a curated record
CUCAUCGAUAAGGCAGUCCGAGAACGGCAACUUAUUGUUCUUAUCAGUUAACAAGUUUCACUUUUUCGUGGUCGCAAUUUCUCUCUUAUCACAUCACGUUACCCGCGCCUUCGUGCCGUCUGCUCAGGAUGAUAUGUUCGAGAUGUGGGAAAUGUGUACAAACAAGAACGAUCCGACUCGAUCUGCCGAGCUUGAACAUUCAGGGCGAUGUCCGUCGCGUAGACUGCAUUGAUGGCGAUCAUUUCAUAGCCGUAACACUAAACGAUGAGAUAAUCGAUGUUAAUGGUACUUGUUGCAAUCGACUCGACGAUGGAUGGCGGGAGGUCCAAACGGAUCGUGAUAAGGUGCUUUUCUACACGCUGAGUCAGAUAGUUUAUCCACACUUCGACACGCCACGACCAGAAAAGCUCGAGUCGUUGUAUGCUCUGGCAGACGAGCCCGAUGUCGUGUUCCUAAGGUGGAAAGAAGGCAAAGCGAUCGGGUUUUACACAGUUAAACCUACAGGCACAGAAGUAUUCUCGACGAAAGAGAGGUACAUGAUGCCUGUAGUAGACACGGCGUACGUUCGUUCGGAAUAUAGGAAUCAGGGUUUCGGUACGGAAAUCUUGUCGGACGUGAUCGCGCGCUUUCCAAACGAAGACAUUGGCUUCUCGAAACCAAUCUCCAGCGGAAUGUUGAGACUACUAAAGACAUUUCUGACGAAUCACAAAGAACACCGGCUGCGUUUCUGGGAGAUCGCGGACUGCGAUAUCAAUGGGUCUCAGCAAUUGAUAUGGUGCAGCUUGAAAAGACUAGCCUUAUGAUAAAAAGCGAUUAGAAUUUAUUAUAAAAGCCAUCA